AUGGCCAUAGAUCUCGCAGCGCUUGAACAGGCCAUUAAAGCAGCAAUCCCAGUAACCCACCUCGAAAUCGAAGACCAGUCUAGUGGAUGUGGUGAGAACUACGCGGUCUUAAUCGUCAGCGAGGCAUUCGUUGGAAAGACGACAUUGGCGCGACAUAGAAUGAUUAACGAGUUGUUGAAGGAUCAGAUAGCCCAGAUGCACGCGUUCUCCCAGAAAACCUACACACCUGCGCAAUACGCUCAGCUAACGAAAUCAUAG
Molecule: messenger RNA, 258 nt
Organism: Coprinopsis cinerea okayama7#130
Lineage: Eukaryota; Fungi; Basidiomycota; Agaricomycetes; Agaricales; Psathyrellaceae
Exons: 4
Coding region: 1-258 (85 amino acids)
Source: RefSeq, a predicted model, not a curated record